GCAGAUUUGGACAUAUUCGCCAUCGCGUGAAAUCUAUAUGUGUGUCGACAGUCCGCUCUAGAGGUCAUGAACGGAACGCCAUGGAACUCAACACGGACACGCAAAGAGCCAUCAAGAUCGUGGCGCCAGGACGCAUUGCUGCGGUAGAUGGCGUCUCAAUACCUGCCAUUGGAAGCGACGAGGUUUUGGUCGAGGUGAAGGCUGUUGCUAUCAACCCAUUCGAUGGCAAAUCGGCGGAACUAUCACCCACGCACAUGGCUACUGUCGGCUGUGACUACUCGGGGAUUGUCAUUGCCGUUGGCAACGACAUGGCGAAAGCUGUGAAGGUUGGCGAUGGUGUGUGCGGCUUUGUGUUUGGCAAUAACCCUUACCGGCAAGACAACGGAGCCUUCGCCCAGUUCGUUGCGGCGCCUGCGGAUCUGGUCAUGUGCAUUCCGGCGGCGAUGGAGUUCGAAGCGGCGGCAACGCUCGGAGUGGGAAUGGCCACGGCUGGACUGGUACUGUAUGGAGAACUCGGCCUACCUAUGCCCAUGCCAAUGCCCAUGCCCAUCGGUGGUGCAGCUGGAGGCCAGUCUGAGAGCAGAGGCUAUGCGUUAGUCAGCGGGGGCAGCACUGCUACCGGAACGCUGCUGAUACAGUUGCUUCGCCUCUCCGGAUUUGCAGUCGUCUGUACCUGCUCGCCGCACCAUUUCGCCCAGGUGAAGCGUCUCGGGGCAGUGGAAGCAUUCGACUACCGAUCACAACUCUGCGGCAACGAGAUACGGACCUUUACCAGCAACCAGCUUGCAUAUGCCAUUGACUGCGUAACAACCACAGCCUCCAUGCAGGCGUGCUACGAGGCCCUUGGCACGGCGGGAGGACGCUAUGUCAGCCUGGAUCCCUUCCCAUUACGAAGCCAUUCCCGUCGCAGCGUCCGGCCGUCGUGGGUGCUGGCGUUGACUCUGUUCGGCCAAGCGAUUCCGUGGACGCGGCCAUACAAGCGGCCGGGCCGAGUGAAGGAUCGGCAGUUCGGGCGGGAGUGGAUGAAGGUGGCCGAGGGCCUCCUGGCAGCAGGACACGUGACGCCGCAUCCGCAUCGGAGUAUGAGCGGCGGACUGGCGAGCGUGGCCGAAGGGGUCGAGGCGGUGCGGCGGGGAAAGGUCCCGGGAGUGAAGCUGGUGUAUCGCGUAGAGUGAGGUAACUCAGUAACU
Molecule: messenger RNA, 1190 nt
Organism: Sphaerulina musiva SO2202
Lineage: Eukaryota; Fungi; Ascomycota; Dothideomycetes; Mycosphaerellales; Mycosphaerellaceae
Product: GroES-like protein
Exons: 2
Coding region: 81-1175 (364 amino acids)
Molecular function (GO): oxidoreductase activity, acting on NAD(P)H
Source: RefSeq, a predicted model, not a curated record